AUGGUACAGCUCCCCAACUCAUUUCGGUUAGGUCUAUCUUACAAGGUGCUUUAUUGUGCACUUGUUCGACCUAUAGUUGAGUAUGGUGCAGUUAUUUGGGAUCCGCAUGAUCUCAAUGACUCUCUUAGGCUUGAAAGGGUUCAGCGUAAAUUUAUGAGGUAUGAUAGUUUUAGGUUGAAUAUCCCCUGUGAGCCCCACAACUAUGGACCAGUUGCUUCUCAACUAGGGCUGGUUUCGCUAGCUGAGCGUAGACGGAUCUCGGGCAUUAAGUUCCUGAAUAGUUUAUUACAAGGUGAUAUUGACUCUCCCUAUUUACUUUCCUUAAUUUGUUUUAAAGUUCCUCAACGUCAUUCCCGAUCUGUUGCUCCUUUUUAUGUUCCAUUCGCCUCCACUAAUUACCUUAAAAAUGAGCCUAUUACACGCAUGAUGUCAAAUGCCAAUGUUGACCCUUCGUUUCUUUUUUGCAAAUAA
Acyrthosiphon pisum (pea aphid) is the source of this 471-nucleotide messenger RNA. RefSeq lists its product as uncharacterized. The coding region runs from base 1 to 471 and encodes 156 amino acids. Lineage: Eukaryota; Metazoa; Arthropoda; Insecta; Hemiptera; Aphididae. The record is from RefSeq and is a predicted model, not a curated record. The transcript has a single exon.